AUGCCUCCCAAGAAGAACAAGGAAGUUCAAAAGCUUUCUUAUGGAGAAUUCAUGCAGGAUUCCUCCUAUGGAGGAUCUUGGGCUGAUGAAGUAGAGGAUACCUAUGCCUCCGGAACUCAGCCUCUCCCCCCAUCUGAACGCCGCAUGGGCGGUGGUGGUUUCGGCGGAUCUAGCUUUGGUGGUGGAGAACGAUCCUACGCUCAGCGCGACUCCUUCCCCCAGCGAAUCCCCGACAAGCCGCCUUACACUGCCCAUCUCGGCAACCUGUCCUACGAUGCCACCGUCGACACCGUAACUGACUUUUUUGCUUCAUGCGAGGUCGUCAGCGUCCGAAUCGUUGAGGACCGUGAGCAAAUGCGACCCAAGGGAUUCGGCUAUGCAGAGUUUGCAACCCCCGAAGGCCUACAGAAAGCCCUCGACCUUGACGGCGAGAGCUUCCAGGGCCGAACAAUCAGAGUCAGAAUUGCUGAUCCUCCCAAGGGAAGGGAAGGCGGCGACUCCAAUCGCGAUCUCAGUGACUGGACUCGCAAGGGUCCAUUGGCAGAUCUGCCCAGCCGAGGCGGCGACCGUCGUCCUCCCCGUGAUUUCGGCGAGCCUCGCGCCCCUCGUGAGGGUGGUCCCGUCGACGAUGGCAAGAUCCGCGACUUUGGGAACUGGGAGAGAAAGGGCCCGUUGUCACCGCUCCCGCCUGCUAUGGAGCGCCAGGGUUCACGCGAAGGAAGCCGCCCUCGCACUAUCCAGAACAGAGACGACCCCGCGAGGAACCGGAGAACAUCACCAGCAGCCUGGGGCCCUAGUGAAGGCCGCCAAGAGGGCUCACGUCCUCCUCGCCGUGACUUUUCAGAUCGCCCGGAGCGACCAGAGCGAGUUCCUACCGCCGCUGAGAAAGACAUGCAAUGGAGAAGUAGCAUGCGACCUGAUGCGCCCGCCAAGUCACCGGGACAGUCAAGAAGUGGAAGCGAGGCACCGCCAUCACCUGCUCCCGCCGCUGCCGUGCCGGCUUCUCGCCCCAAGCUGAAUUUGCAGAAGAGAACGAACAAGCCUGACUCACCGGAUGUGCUGUCGCCCCCUCCGGCUUCUGCCGACCCCAAACACAACCCCUUCGGUGCUGCCCGCCCGAUUGACACAGCUGCCCGAGAGCGAGAGAUUGAGGAGAAGAGGGUGCAAGCACUCAAGGAGAAGAAGGAAGCCGAUGAGAAAGCAAAGGAAGAGCGGCGUCUUGCCAAGGAGGCUGCGGCGAAGGAGGCUGCUGAGAAAGCAGAGGCCGAGGCUUCCAAGGAGGCUGUCGAGGAAGAACCCAAAGCAGAGGAGACACCGGUUGAGGCUGCGGCAGAGACCGUUGAUGCGCCGGAGAAAGCGGCCAAGGAAGGCGAAAAUGGUAGUGCUGCUGAGCAAAAGAUCCCAACAAGACCCCGCGAGCCACGGGAGCCCAGGGAGAACGUGCAGAAUCCCAAGUCUGCGCGAGCUGCUGAGAGUGGUAACUGGAGAUCAGCUUCUAGCGAACAGAAGGGUCCUCGAGGUGCUCCCACCGGUCCCCGUCGUGGUGGUGCUGGCGGUCCGCGGGGCGGACGCUUCGCCGAGGGAGGUCGACCUCCUCGAGCCAACGGUGGCCAAGCUGCUGCCUCUCAGGCAACCGGCGCGGGUGAGCCAUCGACUCCUACCCAAGAUGAGGACGGUUGGACCACCGUCGCUGCACCGAACAAGAGCCGUCGCGGUCAAGGUCGCCCUGUUGCUUAA
Molecule: messenger RNA, 1737 nt
Organism: Phaeoacremonium minimum UCRPA7
Lineage: Eukaryota; Fungi; Ascomycota; Sordariomycetes; Togniniales; Togniniaceae
Product: putative translation initiation factor 4b protein
Exons: 7
Coding region: 1-1737 (578 amino acids)
Molecular function (GO): RNA binding
Source: RefSeq, a predicted model, not a curated record